Molecule: messenger RNA, 856 nt
Organism: Sinocyclocheilus grahami
Lineage: Eukaryota; Metazoa; Chordata; Actinopteri; Cypriniformes; Cyprinidae
Product: DnaJ (Hsp40) homolog, subfamily C, member 24
Exons: 6
Coding region: 223-672 (149 amino acids)
Biological process (GO): positive regulation of ATP-dependent activity
Molecular function (GO): ATPase activator activity; ferrous iron binding
Source: RefSeq, a predicted model, not a curated record
AUACAGCAGCGUGUUUCUCUCUAAAGCGUCCGUGUAGAAACGUUUAAUUCCUGAGUUCCGUCAUCUCGAGAGCAGUGGGAUAUCAGAACAGAAUUGUUGAGGUACAAACAUGAGGCGUUAAAGAGCGGGGCAAACGCUCACACGGGAAGCGGCAUGGACAGGAAAGACCAACGCUCAUGACAGCUGCAUAGAAACGGGGGGGAAACUAUUUAUAUUAGGAUUAUGGUAGAUUCCAGUGGCCCACAGAAAGACUGGUACUCAAUACUGGGUGCCUGUCCAACAGAUGACAUUAAAGAACUGAAACAGAAGUAUCAGAAGCUCAUACUCAUGUUUCACCCGGACAAGCAGAGGCCGGACGUAUCAGAAGGUGAAGCGGAGCAGCACCUGCAGAGAUUCAUUGACGUUGACCAAGCUUGGAAGAUCUUGAGUAAUGAGGAGAGCAGGAAGGAGUACAACCUUCAGCUGCGGGCAAAUGAACUGAAACAGAGCUGGCCAGUGGAUGCUCAUAUAACCCUCGACGACAUGAACUGGGAUUGUGACACUGAGUGUUAUACGUACAGCUGCCGCUGUGGAGGAGAAUUCAUCUUAGAGAAGGAUGACUUAAAAGAAAUGGAAAUGGUUGUGUGCUGCGAUUCCUGUUCGCUCAGCAUUGAAGUUAAGAAGGUUACAUGACACUUUUGGAUAUGUUCAGCAAGAUUCUAAUUGGACUGUUAUUUAGCUUUUUAAAAUGGCACAUAUUCUAUGGACACGGUUGAUUUAACAGGAAGUCAACCCCAUUCUUAACUAAAUGUGGCACCAAUGAGAAAGUAUUUGUUAAUUAAAUAUUUAUUCAUUAAUUUAAUAGACAUUACUUUUU